AUGUCCAAAAUACACCCGGACUGGCUCACGGUGGCGGUGCUUCUUGCGGUGUUCUUUCUCUGGCUCGAGCCCGCUGAGCCCUUCUACCGCCAGUUUGUUCUCUCAGAUCAUCGGCUCCAGCACCCUUUUGCUGAACAUGAGAGAGUUACCGAUAACCAGCUUUACUUCCUUUCGGCGAUAGUGCCCACGGCGAUCAUUGCGUUUUUCCAGUACGGGUUUUCAAAAGACACGGUUGUUUCCCAGCGUACGCUUUUGGGGCUCUGGGUUUCCUUGACAGUCAAUGGCUGUCUUACCGAUAUUCUCAAGAACUGGAUUGGUAACCCACGCCCAGACUUUCUCGACCGCUGUGGUGCUGCUAAGGGCACUCCAAUUGACCAGCUUGUCACGGUCAGCGUGUGCACGAUGCCUCGAGGCGCCCUGGCCAUUGUGGACGGGAUGAAGCUGACGCCGCUGGGCCACUCGUCGAUCGGGUUCUCGGGGCUCUUUUACUUGCUGCUCUGGGCAUGGCAGUGGGCUAGGGUACAGAAGAAGGAGAUUCGCUUUGCCUCGUUGUUGGUGGUGGCGGCUCCGGCGUUGUUGGCCACGUACAUUGCCUUGAGCAGGGUCCAGGACUAUAGACACCAUUUCUUUGAUGUGUUCUUUGGGCUGGCCUUGGGGAUCACUGCUGCUACGCUAUCGUGGUAUAAGUACUCAAAGCUCCACGUUGCUUAG
This is a messenger RNA of Candidozyma auris, 711 nucleotides long. RefSeq names its product phosphatase PAP2 family protein. Gene Ontology annotation, biological process: phospholipid metabolic process. The record is from RefSeq and is a predicted model, not a curated record. Lineage: Eukaryota; Fungi; Ascomycota; Pichiomycetes; Serinales; Metschnikowiaceae. The transcript has a single exon. Gene Ontology annotation, molecular function: phosphatidate phosphatase activity. Bases 1 to 711 code for a protein of 236 amino acids.